AUGUCGAAGAGCACUACGGAGGCAGAGACCGCCUCGGCUCCUGUCCUCGCCCCAGAGGCUCUGGAUCGCGCCGCAAAUGCCCUCCGGCGAUCCGUGGAGGGCAGCACCUCUGCCUUCCUGUACCACGCCGUGUGCACCCUGGUCUUCUGCCGGGUCUGGCUCUGGCACCUGACCCCCCAGGCAGCCGCGCUGCCGGGUGCCCAGGGCUUUGGCUGGUUCUUCAGGUACCUCACCUUCUGCUCAUUCACCCUACAAACCAUCCUCUUCUUCUCGUCCUGCCUGUCUGAGCUGGUCAAGAGCCAGGAAACCAGGACGCGGCUGCGCGCCGCCACCAACAACCUGGGCUGCGCCCUCUUCCCCAUCGCCAACACCGUCACCCUCAUGUUUUACGCCGUCGAGAAUGCGACAAAUGGCCUGGUGGAGCGCGGCGGCUUCAACCGCCCCGACUGGCUCGACUUCUCGGUUCACUCCGGGAACAGCCUGGCGGCCUGGGGCGACAUCCUGCUCUCCCCCCACCGCGACUUUGCGCCCCAGGCGCGCAGCCUGGCCAUCGCGCUGGCCCUGGCCUACUCUGCCUGGUGCCUGGUAGUGCGCGCCGGGUACGGCAAGUUCCCCUACCCCCUCCUGAACAAGCUGCCCCUGGCAUACGGCUUCUUUGGCUUCUGCGUGGCCGGCACCUCCCUAGUCCUCUUCUUCUUCCAGGUGGGGGCCGUGGCGAGGUGGAGCCUGCGCCGCCGGCGGUCGCCUGCGCGCCCGGUGCCGACCAAGAAGACCGACUGA
Messenger RNA from Auxenochlorella protothecoides, 780 nucleotides. RefSeq lists its product as hypothetical. Gene Ontology annotation, cellular component: membrane; endomembrane system. The coding region runs from base 1 to 780 and encodes 259 amino acids. NCBI's taxonomy places the organism in Eukaryota, Viridiplantae, Chlorophyta, Trebouxiophyceae, Chlorellales, Chlorellaceae. The record is from RefSeq and is a predicted model, not a curated record. The transcript has 5 exons.